UGCGUAGAACGUUUUACCCUCCCCCCCCCGCCCGCCCCCUUUUUAUCAACCCUGUCUCCGAGGUACAUAGAACGCCUCUCUCCCGAAUUCAACACUCACCUCUUCCCCCCCCCCCCCUCCGCCCCCAACCCACACACAUAUUUGAUGGAAUACACUGACAACAGUUUUAUCCAGUACCGGCCCAGCAGCCACAGAACCUUGGCUUGUAUCUCCGCCUUCUUGUGUUUCUGGCCAGUUGGCAUUGCUUCGCUGGUGUAUUCCUGCCGGGCCCAGUGCGCCAAGAGCGACGGAGACUUCCGGAAGGCAGGCAUAUUGGGGAAGUACGCCAAGGAUUUAGCUAUUGCCAGUAUCAUACUGGGAAUAGUUCUGUUGAUUAUCCUGAUACUUGUCAUCGUUCUGAUGUUCCUGCCAAUGCUAAGGAGCGGAUAA
Candidula unifasciata is the source of this 429-nucleotide messenger RNA. NCBI's taxonomy places the organism in Eukaryota, Metazoa, Mollusca, Gastropoda, Stylommatophora, Geomitridae. The record is from the annotation of a GenBank genome assembly.